CGGGCGGAGCCGGAGCCGAGCGGAGCCGGUGCCGGGGCGGCUCAUUGCGGCGCGCCGCGGCGGCAGCAUGGCCACCACCGUGCCCUGCACCCGCUUCACCGACGAGUACCAGCUCUACGAGGAGAUCGGCAAGGGAGCCUUCUCGGUCGUCCGGCGCUGCGUCAAGCUCUGCACUGGCCAUGAGUACGCUGCCAAGAUCAUCAACACCAAAAAGCUCUCAGCCAGAGACCACCAGAAGCUGGAGCGCGAGGCGCGGAUCUGCCGGCUGCUCAAGCACUCCAACAUCGUGCGGCUCCACGACAGCAUCUCCGAGGAGGGGUUCCAUUACCUCGUCUUUGACCUGGUGACGGGCGGCGAGCUCUUUGAGGACAUCGUGGCGCGGGAGUACUACAGUGAGGCUGAUGCCAGCCACUGCAUCCAGCAGAUCCUGGAGGCUGUCCUGCACUGUCACCAGAUGGGGGUGGUCCACAGGGACCUCAAGCCCGAGAACCUGCUCCUGGCCAGCAAGUGCAAAGGGGCAGCAGUGAAGCUGGCAGACUUUGGCCUCGCCAUCGAGGUGCAGGGGGAUCAGCAGGCCUGGUUUGGAUUUGCAGGCACACCUGGCUACCUGUCCCCCGAGGUGCUGCGCAAAGAGGCCUAUGGCAAACCCGUGGACAUCUGGGCAUGUGGGGUCAUCCUGUACAUCCUGCUGGUGGGCUACCCGCCGUUCUGGGACGAGGACCAGCACAAACUCUACCAACAGAUCAAGGCUGGGGCCUACGAUUUCCCUUCACCUGAGUGGGACACGGUCACCCCCGAAGCCAAAAACCUCAUCAACCAGAUGCUGACCAUCAACCCCGCCAAGCGCAUCACAGCCCACGAGGCCCUCAAGCACCCGUGGGUCUGCCAACGCUCCACCGUGGCCUCCAUGAUGCACAGGCAGGAGACAGUGGAGUGCUUGAAAAAGUUCAAUGCCCGGAGGAAGCUCAAGGGUGCCAUCCUCACCACCAUGCUGGCCACCAGGAACUUCUCAGUGGGCAGACAGACCACCGCUCCUCCCACCAUGUCGGCGGCCGCUGCCGGGGCCCCGCUGGGGCUGGUGGAACAAGCAGCUAAGAGCUUACUGAACAAGAAGGCGGACGGCGUCAAGCCCCAGACCAACAGCACCAAAGGCAGCGCCGGCGUCACCAGCCCCAAGGGCACCCUCCCGCCCACCGCUCUGGAGCCUCAAAGUACCGUAAUCCAUAACCCCGGGGACGGCGCCAAGGAGUCCUCCGACAGCACCAACACCACCAUCGAGGACGAGGACACCAAAGCCCGCAAGCAGGAGAUCAUCAAGAUCACGGAGCAGCUCAUCGAGGCCGUCAACAACGGCGACUUCGAGGCCUACGCGAAGAUCUGCGACCCGGGGCUCACCUCCUUUGAGCCCGAGGCGCUGGGCAACCUCGUGGAGGGGAUGGACUUCCACCGCUUCUAUUUCGAGAACUUGCUCUCCAAGAACAACAAGCCGAUCCACACGACCAUCCUGAACCCGCACGUUCACGUUAUCGGGGAGGACGCGGCGUGCAUCGCCUACAUCCGCCUGACGCAGUACAUCGACGGGCAGGGCCGGCCCCGCACCAGCCAGUCCGAGGAGACGCGCGUGUGGCACCGCCGCGACGGCAAGUGGCAGAACGUGCACUUCCACGGCUCGGGGGCCCCGGUGGCCCCGCUGCAGUGAAGAGCUCCGGUGGCUGUCCUGGUUCCAGCCCGAUGGAGACGGCGAUGGGAGCCGAUGGCAGCCGGAGCUGCGGCCCCCCGAGCACGCGUCCGCAUGCCUGUCCCCCCUACCCCGGCCCCGCUUCCCCCUCCGGUGCCUGUGUUUGCAGAAAACAAAAAAAAAAAAAAAAA
Messenger RNA from Camarhynchus parvulus, 1869 nucleotides. It is a transcript of the gene CAMK2B, whose product is annotated as calcium/calmodulin dependent protein kinase II beta. The record is from RefSeq and is a predicted model, not a curated record. Gene Ontology annotation, biological process: protein phosphorylation. Gene Ontology annotation, cellular component: cytoplasm; neuron projection. The coding region runs from base 68 to 1699 and encodes 543 amino acids. NCBI's taxonomy places the organism in Eukaryota, Metazoa, Chordata, Aves, Passeriformes, Thraupidae. The transcript is spliced from 21 exons. Gene Ontology annotation, molecular function: calmodulin binding; calcium/calmodulin-dependent protein kinase activity; ATP binding.